GCAGAUAAAUUUAAGUGCUGCCUCCUAGAGAGAAAGUUUACCUUCCGUUGGAGGCUACAAUUUGUGGCAAUGGAGGUUUAAUGGUUUGUGAAUGCGAAUGUUAUGUUAUACAACCUAUUGUAAUUUUAGGGUGGCGCAUUAUUUGGUUGAAACCAAAUUAACAAAUUUUUGGUUGUUUCAGCAGACUAAAUAUACAUAUAAAUUUUUUAAGUGUCCUGAAAAAUCAUCUGAAUUAACUGGAUUGACAAUUUUAUUUGUAAACCACACGAGUAGCCAUAUGCUCUGGCAUUUCUGCUGGUAUUUUUAAUCAUUCCUUAUAAGUGAACUUUUAUUUAUUUAAUAUUCCCAGAAACUACCGUCAUCCUGUUUGUAACUGGCUUAAAUAAUUGGAUUCUGUUGUUUUCCUCUAAGCUUUUUGCAUGGUAGAAUCCUGAUUUUGCAAUGUUGUUACCCUAAUAUCAGUGACUGGUAAAAUAGACUACAUUUAGCAGCAUGGGCAGGGCAAGCACAGGUAGUGAGCUAUCUCUGCAAGCAAAAGGCUGAUGUUGGAGCUGCUGCCAUGGAUGACAUGGGUGCAGUUCACUUUGCUGCCCAGAAGGGGCAUCUAGAGGUUGUUCGAACUCUGAUCUCAUCAGGGGUUUCUGUAAAAGCUUCCAAUCGCAAAGGCAUGACUCCACUACAUUAUGCUGUUCAAGGGUCCCACCUUGAACUCAUCAAAUACUUGGUGAAGAAAGGGGCAAGUCUUACUGUGAAAACGAAAGCUGGGAAAACACCACUUGAUUUCGCAGGGAAUGAAGAAAUUCGCCUACUUUUGAAAGAAUGUGAACAAUCUUCUCUGAAAGAAAAAACAAAUGGUAAAGAGCAAGCCCAGGGGUCUGAUGUGAAGCCGUCAUUGCAGGGUGAGAAAGAAAAAUCUGAUGAUGAAGCUAUCACAGCUGAGCAUGAGAAAGAGGAGGGUGAGAGGAUAAAAAGGAAGUGUGAAGAAGAUGAUAUCCAGGAAGCCUCAUCAGAACCUAAGAAAGCAAAAGUUGCCCUUAAGCAUCUUAUGAGUGCAGAUGACACCACAGAAGAUGAAGAGAACUCAUAAGAACACAAUAGGUAAUAGUGAAAGAAUGGUCAUUUGUCUAUAUCUCGAAGAACUGUAAUAUUUUCUGCAUUAUGAAGGAAGACUGACCAUUUUCUAAUGAUCAACUUACUGUAAUGGUAACAAGGUUAUGAGUAUUCUGUUUCUUUGAGAAAGGUCCCCGCUUUUCAGAUCAUUGUUUGUGAUUCCCUUUCAUUUUCUAGUUUCGGAGCUAAUGAUUGGUUAUCAUCUGAAUACAUGGAUUGUUCCCUUUAAAAAGCAGGGUAUUUCCGUUCAGCUGGGACAUGUCUCAGUACUCUGGAUAUGCUUGCCCAACACUCCUUACUUAUUGAUGGUCUUUUAUACAUUUUAUAAAGUCUUUGGAAUGGGUACUCAAGAACUAAGCUGUAUGAACUCUUAUGUCUUCAUAGACCCCGGUAUGAUGACACAUUUCCUUGCUUAAUUUCUUUUGAACAGAAAUUGUUCCAAAUGGACCACUUCAUAGUUCCUGG
Rubroshorea leprosula is the source of this 1575-nucleotide messenger RNA. The record is from the annotation of a GenBank genome assembly. Lineage: Eukaryota; Viridiplantae; Streptophyta; Magnoliopsida; Malvales; Dipterocarpaceae.